AUGAUAAUAAAACGAAUUUCCGAAGGAAUUUGUGCGGUGGCGAAUGUAUCGAUACACUUUCACCCCGCAGGGUCAGCUGGCCGAGCGAAGCCUGCGCUCAGUGCGUUCAAUGCCAGUCGUACCGUCGUUCGAUACGCAAGUGUACUAUCGACCUCGCCCAAAACAAGGAAAAUGGCAGACAAAUUAAAUAAAGAAGAGCGCGAUACCCUUCUGCAGCCACUGCUGCAGUCUGGGUGGAAAGUACAAGACAACCGGGAUGCUAUUGAGAAAGAGUUCAAAUUCAAGGAUUUUAACCAAGCUUUUGGAUUUAUGACAAGAGUAGCUCUUCUUGCUGAGAAAAUGGAUCAUCAUCCAGAAUGGUUCAAUGUUUAUAAUAAAUUACAGGUCACAUUGUCUUCGCAUGAUUGCAAUGGAUUGAGCAAAAGGGAUAUAAAAAUGGCAACCUUUAUGGACAAGAAUUUUGCAAGCUAA
Arctia plantaginis is the source of this 471-nucleotide messenger RNA. The record is from the annotation of a GenBank genome assembly. NCBI's taxonomy places the organism in Eukaryota, Metazoa, Arthropoda, Insecta, Lepidoptera, Erebidae.